Messenger RNA from Epinephelus lanceolatus (giant grouper), 2363 nucleotides. RefSeq names its product alkB homolog 1, histone H2A dioxygenase (gene alkbh1). The record is from RefSeq and is a predicted model, not a curated record. Gene Ontology annotation, cellular component: cytoplasm; nucleus. Gene Ontology annotation, molecular function: oxidative RNA demethylase activity; ferrous iron binding; broad specificity oxidative DNA demethylase activity. Lineage: Eukaryota; Metazoa; Chordata; Actinopteri; Perciformes; Serranidae. Gene Ontology annotation, biological process: oxidative RNA demethylation.
GAAAAAACGGGAAAACCAUGGUAUUUCCGUUUUUUCGUUUUUGGUUCAAAACGAAAAAACGAACUGCCUGAAGGUACCCUGACCUUACACGACAGAAUUUAAUCUCUGAUCCACACUCCGGAGCAGAAGGUGGCGGUAAUGCACCUAAUACGAUGGUUGCCAACCGCCGUUAAAGGACAAUAAGAGGAAGAAGAAGAAGAAGAAGAAGAAGAAGAAGAAGAAGGCGUCACGAUUAAGAUGGCAUGGAGCUGAGAGAAAUAAUUAAAGAGGGCUUAAUGAAGGAAUGGCAGAGAGGGUGGGAAAAGGAAAGCAGGGGUAGACACUAUUUCUCUUUACAGUCUCAAGUUAAAAAAAAAGAUGUACCUGCACUUUUCAGUCUCGUAGGGAUUCAGUUAAACUGUGUAGAUUAAGACUGGGUCACUGUGGGCUAAAUCACUUUUUGUUUAUUGUAGGAAAACGUGUCUGGUUUAUGUGAGUGUGGGAGCCCUGAGACAGUAAAACAUGUUUUUCUGGAGUGUAGAAAGUAUAGGACAGAAAGACAAACAUUGUUUGAUAGACUGUUAGGACUUGGAGUUCAGGCUUCUUCUGUUUUUUCUUUGUUUGGACACUGUGAGAACCAUAAACUGAUGUCCAAGGCAAUUUUGCAAUUCAUGCGCAACACAGGACUAUAUGUAAAAAUCUAGUUCAUCAUCGGACCUGUGGAGGGCAGUAAUACGCUAAACAGUGUCAAAACUGCCAAAAUCUUACAAGAAGAAGAAGAAGAUUAAGAUGGCCGUGCCUAUAAUGGAGAGUGGAGAAGAUGCAUUUAGAAAAAUCUUCAAGUUCUACAAGAGGAGAAACCCUCCGCCAGAUUUCAGCCAUGUCGUCGACUUCUCCAAAGGUGUACCGAGUGACAAGAUAGUUCCACAUACACUGGACCCAGCUGCAGUGAGUGAUGUGGAGGCUGCCAGGGUUGGAUUACAGCCUGUCAGAGACUGGAGAGCCUUUGGUCUCCAGGGCUACCCAGGGUUCAUCUUGAUCUCCAAUCCAUUCCUGCUGGGUUCCCAACCAUUCUGGGUCAGACAAUGUCUAAAAUCCUACCCUCAGAAGCCCAAUGUCUGCAACCUGGACAUGCACAUGUCUCCCUCUGAAACCCAGGACAUCUGGGGCAAGAGUGUUCGUAGCCUCAGUUAUGCUUCCUCUGGAAAGAGAGAACCUAAGACUCCACUUGACAGGCUGCGCUGGGUCACUCUGGGAUAUCAUUACAACUGGGAUACCAAGACUUACUCUGCCAACAAUCACAGUCCUUUCCCAUCUGAUCUCCACUCGCUGUCCUGCCAAAUAACAGCUGCCUGUGGGUUCCUGGGAUUCAACGCAGAAGCUGGAAUCCUUAACUACUACCGAUCUGAUUCAUCUCUGGGAAUCCACGUGGAUGAAUCAGAAUUAGAUCACAGCCGACCACUGCUGUCAUUCAGUUUUGGACAGUCAGCCAUCUUCCUCCUGGGAGGCACCCGCAGAAAGGACCCCGUCACUGCUAUGUACAUGCACAGUGGGGAUGUGAUGGUGAUGUCAGGACAGAGCCGUCUCCUUUACCAUGCUGUCCCACGCAUUGUUCCUGCACCCAAGGGACAUAGAGCUUUAGAGACAGAAGGCUGCAGCCUGGCUUCAUCCCUACAGGACAGCACUGUGGUGGAGCCUGUGUCUGUGGAGGACUGGGCGGUGUGCUCCAGGUACAUCCAGAGCUGCAGAGUGAAUGUGACUGUCAGACAGGUGCUUGGGCCUGGACAGAGCUUCCCAGGAACAUCCUCUUCUCACUCAAGAACUGAUGCAGUCCACACAGUGGGGUACCACGACAGAGCAGCAGAUGGAGAGAGCAGGAAGAGAAAGAGUAGUAGCAGCUGUGACUCUGUUGAUACUACAGAGACAUGACAGACCUCCUGCUGUUACACUUUCCUUGAGUCAUUUGCAUCUGAUCCCAGAGUCUUCCUAUGCAGAGAUAUUGUAUAAAUUGUUUUGCUAAAAAGCAGAAGCCACUUCACAUGUGCUGUUAAUAUUUUGGCUGGAAUUGGAGUUACCAUUUGUCCAUACGAACUGUUUAAUUGGAACAGGAAGGUCAAUGCACCCUCUAUGGGACUUUAUACAUUGUCCUCCAACUUUUGGACAAUGGUACUGAAAAUAGUCAGUCAAAUGUAGAGCGAUGACUCAGUCAAUCUAGGGAUGCACCGAUUUUGAAAUUCUGGGCCAAUACUGAUGUUUAGAUUAAGAAUUUGGCUGAUACUGAUGCUGAUGUUUUUAUAUUGUUGUUUAUUUUGUUUUUGUUGUUAUUUAUCCCCCCUUGUAUGCCAGGGAAACAAAGGAAUCUAAAAUUAAAAAAAAUAACUGAA